This is a messenger RNA of Phyllotreta striolata, 1110 nucleotides long. Lineage: Eukaryota; Metazoa; Arthropoda; Insecta; Coleoptera; Chrysomelidae. The record is from the annotation of a GenBank genome assembly.
AUGAAAUACAUUGAAAACCAAUGUCACAUAUGCAGGGAAGUGUUUUGUUGUAUAAUUUGCCGGGACAAGCACGGAACUAAAGACCAUAACAUUUUCCCCGGUUGUGAUAUUUGUCUUCAAGGAAUCACGAACAUAUCGUCGAUUAAUACGGACGUGUUCUCUCACAUAAAACAGCGCCAUUGGCCGUUGCAUUGUGUAUUAUGCAAAAGACUGUUCGGUUCCACAGAUGAAAUAGCACUACACGUUAAAUGCCCGUUGGCAAAAACUUCCAAUACACUGGUAACUCCUUACAACUCCGCCGAAUCGGUGAAGCUCAACUUAGACGAAAUUUCGCCGCUGUACUUGUCGGAAAAGACCGGCAAAAUGUUCAACGAAUUGGCCACGAGCACUCCAUUGCAAAGCAAAGCCAACAACGAGCAGAAAGAAUGCGCAUCCCAGAAAAAAGUUAAGUUUUCUAUGCCUAGCCUCGAGGAAUCGGGCAAUGCAUCAACAGCUUUAGUAGGAGAAGUAAGCGUUUUUUCCACACCAGUCAAACACGCUAACUUAGACACCAACACUGACGACGAAGAAUCUACAAACGAAGCUAACACCAGCACCACAGAAAUCAACGAAAAAGAAAACGACGCUUGGUUAACAGCUGUAGAUAAACUACCAGACGCCGACAACAAACCCUCAAGAACCCCCAUAGUCUCGCUGAGAAUAAAGCAAAAAGAAUCGAUUAGAAUAAAAUUGGAAGGCCCUUUGUCAUCUACGCCGAACACCUUGGGGAUUCCCAUCCAAAACAUCGACCAGUUCCUGUUCAAUUCCGAAUCGCAAUCGCCUGUUGCGAACAUUCGCUUGUCCAGGUCGAGGAACUACACCUUUUCCAGGGCAGUCAAACGGACCGUUGAUACCGAUCAGGUGGAUCUGCAGAUAGUAAAGAGGUUCAAAUCGUCGGACAUUAAGUGCAGGAAGACCAUUAGGCCGAUGACGCCUUUAGCUAAGUACCUAGAAAGGGCGAGGAAGCCGAAAAAUUCGGUUACAACGAAGAAGGUUCUCGUUGAUAAGAGCACGCAAACUGACGAAUCGUUUUUUCGAAGGCAAAUUGAAUUUAUUAGAAAUUUGUUUUAA